AUGAAUAGCCGAGCAUCGGCAGAUUGUGUAAGAAUCUGCAAAGAACACAACUUCGCCAAUCACUUAACUGAAUUUUUGAGAAUCCCAAAAGCACCUGAAGCUACUUCUAAUGAUUCUGUUGAUGUUGAAGCAUCUACUGCCCCUAUAAAAGAUACCACUACCAAUGGCUCCACUCCAAGAUCUACUGACGAAGCUGCUGCUGCAGCGCCCAUUUUGAAGGAUGGAGGAGGAAGGUCGGCGGUGAGCAUUGGAAGAGGAAAGGGAUGGUAA
Molecule: messenger RNA, 270 nt
Organism: Oldenlandia corymbosa var. corymbosa
Lineage: Eukaryota; Viridiplantae; Streptophyta; Magnoliopsida; Gentianales; Rubiaceae
Source: the annotation of a GenBank genome assembly